ACGUGGUCGUGCGUGACACGAGAGUGCGCGAGUACGAGCGAACGAGAGAAUCUGAGAAACGGGGCAUGGAACGAUAGAUUUUUUUCGACUUGACGUGCGUGAGUCGUUUUCGGUUGCUAAAAUGAGCAGCCACGCGACGAUGGCGACGACGUCGACAAGGAUGUACCCGGUGCAACCGUUGGUCGUCCUACCCGCGAAGUUUCCGCACUCGAGUUCCAUGUACAAAAUGCGAAAUAUUCACGAAGACACGAUUGACACCCUGCCCUGUUGUCACGAUACCGCCAACACCACCGCCACCGAAGCCAAGAUGCCCGACGACGCCGUUGUCUCGCAGGUUAUCCGCCUUCUGCAGGCACCUUUACCAGAAUAUGGAUUAUUAGAAGCUAGACAAGAGAAAAUUCUUAACCAAUUGGCGGAACUCAAAAAGCAAGUCUCUACAUUAUGCCACUUCUUGAAACAGUCUAAUCAAAUGGAAGUGAAACAAUCUAAUCAAACAGAAGUGAAAGAUUCUGUAGAAGUCCAGAAAUCAGUCAUCAGCCACGUAGUAUUGAAUGUCAAUCCAAGGAAACCACCAUAUUCAAUACUGGCUUUACAGAAACUUUGGAAAGACAUCCAGUUUAAUGUAACAUUACAUACUCAUUCUACUAUGAAAGAUGAAAUACCUAUUAUUUUUCCUAAGCAGAUUUUUCCUUCUACAAAAGCCGCACAAUUUAUAACAUUAAUAUGGAAAGAUGUUCCGGACAUGGAGACAAUUGUAAAUACGUAUUCCUGUCCCAUAAGAGGUGAAGUCAAUUUUCUCAGAUUAAUGAGUAGAUUGAUAGAAUCGCAUAAUUACGAGAGCACAUGCUCACAACCACAAACAUUGGACUUCGCGCUUGACUUCACCAAUUUCUUACACAAUCAGAAAUGUAUAAAAGAUGGAUUGAUUACAUUAGCCAAUGAAUUUGAGAAAUGGUCUUGCAAGGGUGGAUUCAAUAUUGUAGACAUUGCAGUGUGGUCUCUAAUUAAACAAUUUCACGAAACCGAUUUACCGCCAGUUCUUCACGAGUGGUACAUACGAUGCGAAAGUUUUUUUACUAACGAUUAAUAAUUACGACAAAUAAAUUUCCUUUUUAUAAA
Messenger RNA from Atta colombica, 1119 nucleotides. Its product is annotated as aminoacyl tRNA synthase complex-interacting multifunctional protein 2-like. The record is from RefSeq and is a predicted model, not a curated record. Bases 122 to 1087 code for a protein of 321 amino acids. Gene Ontology annotation, cellular component: aminoacyl-tRNA synthetase multienzyme complex. The transcript is spliced from 4 exons. Lineage: Eukaryota; Metazoa; Arthropoda; Insecta; Hymenoptera; Formicidae.